Molecule: messenger RNA, 5047 nt
Organism: Bombus impatiens (common eastern bumble bee)
Lineage: Eukaryota; Metazoa; Arthropoda; Insecta; Hymenoptera; Apidae
Exons: 4
Coding region: 401-4915 (1504 amino acids)
Cellular component (GO): extracellular region
Molecular function (GO): chitin binding
Source: RefSeq, a predicted model, not a curated record
GAAUUUCUCGACAUUCUCAAGACUUUAAUAACAGUUUGCAUUCACAGCCCUCCUAAAUAUAUAUCUAAGUAUGUAACCUAUUUUCUGUAUCGUUAUUAAGCACUAUUGUCGCCCCAUCGCAUCAUUGAUAUGUGAAUUCCAAAACGAUAAGCCAAUUUAAAUCAGAGCGAUAAAUCUAAAAUAACGAGUAAAAUAAUAACAGGAAUUAUCGUUUGAAAAUAAUCUAAACUUACAUUGUUUAAUGAUUGUAUCGUCCGGUACAAUGUAGCAAGAUAUGUUGAUAGUCCGAUAAGUUACCUAUAAAAGUCAAAUCUUACAACCUGGUAAUGUCAGUUCCUUCCUAAAAACUGACUAUAGGAAGGUGUGUUAUUUUUCAAUCGUCAGAAAUAAAUCUGUUGGAAUGAGAGAUUUAUUAUUACUGGUCAUUGCCGUUUUGGCAGUGACGGGGAACGCUUUUGCCGAAAUACACGAAAUUCCCACAAAAUGUCCAGAAUCUGCAGGCAAAACCGUACAGCUCGCUCACAAACACGAUUGUACCAAGUUUUACGAGUGUUCCAAUGGACAGAAGCUACUCUCGAAUUGCCCAGAAUUUGCCCCGGGAGAGAAGCUGCAUUUCGACCCUGAACUUCAAAAUUGUACUUUCCCAUGGGAGGCAAAUUGCGCGUCAAGAGCUCCGGAUUGUUCAAAGGACGAAUUCAUACAACCUCAUCCCACCAACUGUAGCCUUUAUUAUAAAUGCGAGAACGGGGAAAAAGUUUUAAAAACGUGUGACGAGGGACAGCUAUUUAAUUUUGACUCUUUAGAAUGCGUAGACAAAGAUGCCGCCAAGUGUAAAGUUUACGAUUCAUGUCCAACAGGUAAAUUGUUGGAGGCUGUACUUCUCCCGCACUAUCGCGAAUCGCUGUAUUACGAAUGUAUCGAUGGACAAGAUGCUGUCAGACGGUGCCCAUCGGGCCAUGUAUUCGACAAUGAACUUAGGCAAUGUGUAUCUAAAGUUUAUUGUCCUGGAACCGGCACUAAGAGAAUUUCUCAUGAGACGGAUUGCGGUUUAUUUUACGAAUGCAUGGAUGGUGUUAAGGUAGAGAAUGCUUGCGAAGAUGGAUUGUCUUUCGACGAAUCCAAGGGCAUAUGUACUUGGUCUCCGAGACACGAGUGUUCGAAGGAAAAAAAUAUCAUAGAUUGUCCGCCAGAGGGAUAUACAUUCUUACCACACGAAUGCUCUUGCACCAAGUAUUACUCUUGCGAAGACGGGGAGAGAUUUAUACAACAAUGCCCUGAAGGCAUGAUGUAUGAUUAUAUUAGAAAAGUUUGCGAUUUAUCGCGUACCGCCAUAUGUUGGAACCAAAUGUAUACUGACGGCAAUUACCUAGAUCCAAAUUGUUAUAAUUCAACUGACUGUCCAAUCUCUAGCCAUGCUCGCUUCCCUCAUAAGGAGUGUAGGUUUUAUUACGAGUGCAAAGGGGGUGCGAAAUGUCUUCGGAGGUGUUCUGAAGGGCAUGUCUUCAAUCCAAAUCUCCAAUUGUGUGAUCUACCUAAGAACGUUCCCGGCUGCGGCGGUGGUGGCAAUAACGAACCUGACGAUACGACACCUAAUAAUACAGACAAUGAUUGUACUUGGUGUAAUUGUAUUAAUUGUAUUAUUCGGUCAGCUUAUCCAGAAGACUGUAAUCUGUAUUAUCAAUGUGAAAAUGGACAGAAAGUGAUAAAGCGCUGUCCUCGAAAUCUAGUAUUCGACCAUAUAAAUCAGAUUUGUGACUAUCAAGAAAAUGUACAUUGCAUACCCACAACUACGAGCAUAACCACGCCCACAACUACGAGCAUAACCACGCCCACAACUACCACUACCACUACGAAGCCGUCCUUUUGCAUUGAAGGACAGCGAAAACCUCACGAGUGUCAAUGCAGUGAGUAUUACGAAUGUCACCACGAACGAUACCAAUGGUUCAGGUGUAGCCCAGGCAAAUGGUUUGAUUGGAUACUGUUAGAAUGUGUGGAACAAAACAGAGCUAACUGUUACCACCAAAAAAAUAAAGAUUGCGAAGGCACUUGUUCGUCAAGCACUAGCCGGUUGCCCCACAAGGACUGCGACAAGUAUUGUACAUGCUACCGGGGAACCACCACAGUUGAAACCUGUCCCCGCCAUAUGUAUUACGACCGAGGUACACAAAACUGCCAGUGGCCAGAAGAUAUAAGUUACUGGGGGACGCAGUGUAAUCCUUCCGACUGCAGCUUCGGUGAAAAUUAUGUUCCUCAUGAAUGUUUAUGUUACGGAUAUUAUAGCUGUUCAGGGAAUUCGAAAACAAUUGAAUGGUGUGGAAACGGGCAAUACUUUGACUAUAGAGAAGAAAGAUGCGUUGAUAGUAGAGAUGCUCACUGUUAUGUGAGCCCAUCAUGUGAAGCAAUUAAGAAAUGCGGAACCUGUGAGGCCACAAAACACAACACAAGUAGUUACGCAGAUGAUUGUCAAAGAUAUUGUAGAUGCAGCGGUAGGAAAGUGUAUAUCGAGCAGUGUGCCAGCGGUCUGUAUUACGACAUCCAGUCAGGAGAAUGUGCCUGGCCUGAAAACGUAAAUUUAACAUUAGGGCACUGCCCGCUCGUAACUGACUGUACCAGAACUUCCAAGUCUAUACCCCAUAAUUGUCGAUGUAACCUUUAUUAUGAAUGCAUAGAAGGAGUCAAAUAUUACGCAGAAUGCCCUGGUACAUCAUCUUUUGAUUAUGUACUCGGAACCUGUGUGAAUAAAGAGCCCCAUUGUUAUCAUGAAUUUUCGACACCUGAUAUAAUCAAUUCCUGUAUAGGGCACUGUCCGGAGCAGACGUCUUCUAGUCCGAUUGUCCGUUUGCAACACAAAGAUUGCAACAGAUACUGCGUAUGUUCAAUGGGAGCUCCUUAUAUCGUCAAUUGCCCUGGAUGUAGUCAGUAUGACAGUCAACUGCAGACCUGUGUACCUUCAAAUCUUUGCAACUGCGACCUACGGGCAAACAAAACUUUGUGGUCGGAUAUACCAUUUGUGAGCAAUUUUCUUUUGUUAUAUCUGUUGUUCAUUGCUGUCACUGUAGCGACGGCGGACGAAAAUUGUCCUGAAGUAGUAUCUCACGACUGUAUUCCAAUGCAGCAAUGCAUUGGUAAAGGAAACAAGAAUUAUACGCAUCAUAUUCCUUAUCUUGACGACUGUCAUAAAUAUUAUAAAUGCUUAGGACAUAUUGCAUGUCUACUAUGCUGUCCAAGGUUCGGCAGUGGACAAAAUCGGCUGGUCUUCAAUCCUGAAGAGCAGCACCCCGCCAACUACUCCAUCGCAACCGACCACGCAGCCAACUACUCCACCGCAACCGACCACGCAGCCAACUACUCCACCACAACCGACCACGCCACCAAAGAACCGACCACCUCGCCAACUACUCCACCGGAACCGACCACCUCGCCAACUACUCCACCGGAACCGACCACCUCGCCAACUACUCCACCGGAACCGACCACCUCGCCAACUACUCCACCGGAACCGACCACCUCGCCAACUACUCCACCGGAACCGACCACCUCGCCAACUACUCCACCGGAACCGACCACCUCGCCAACUACUCCACCGGAACCGACCACCUCGCCAACUACUCCACCGGAACCGACCACCUCGCCAACUACUCCACCGGAACCGACCACCUCGCCAACUACUCCACCGGAACCGACCACCUCGCCAACUACUCCACCGGAACCGACCACCUCGCCAACUACUCCACCGGAACCGACCACCUCGCCAACUACUCCACCGGAACCGACCACCUCGCCAACUACUCCACCGGAACCGACCACCUCGCCAACUACUCCACCGGAACCGACCACCUCGCCAACUACUCCACCGGAACCGACCACCUCGCCAACUACUCCACCGGAACCGACCACCUCGCCAACUACUCCACCGGAACCGACCACCUCGCCAACUACUCCACCGGAACCGACCACCUCGCCAACUACUCCACCGGAACCGACCACCUCGCCAACUACUCCACCGGAACCGACCACCUCGCCAACUACUCCACCGGAACCGACCACCUCGCCAACUACUCCACCGGAACCGACCACCCCGCCAACUACUCCACCGGAACCGACCACGCAGCCAACUACUCCACCGGAACCGACCACGCCGCCAACUACUCCACCGGAACCGACCACCCCGCCAACUACUCCACCGGAACCGACCACGCAGCCAACUACUCCACCGGAACCGACCACGCCGCCAACUACUCCACCGGAACCGACCACCCCGCCAACUACUCCACCGGAACCGACCACGCAGCCAACUACUCCACCGGAACCGACCACGCCGCCAACUACUCCACCGGAACCGACCACCCCGCCAACUACUCCACCGGAACCGACCACGCAGCCAACUACUCCACCGGAACCGACCACGCCGCCAACUACUCCACCGGAACCGACCACCCCGCCAACUACUCCACCGGAACCGACCACGCAGCCAACUACUCCACCGGAACCGACCACGCCGCCAACUACUCCACCGGAACCGACCACCCCGCCAACUACUCCACCGGAACCGACCACGCAGCCAACUACUCCACCGGAACCGACCACGCCGCCAACUACUCCACCGGAACCGACCACCUCGCCAACUACUCCACCGGAACCGACCACGCAGCCAACUACUCCAUCGAAAUCGACCACGCAGUCAACUACUCCACCGAAACCGACCUCGCCGUCUGAUGAUAAUCCAACUCAUGCGCCAAUAGUAAGUAAUUGUCCAUCAAGUGGAGUCGUAAAUAUACAGCAUGAAACUGACUGCAAUAAGUAUUACACAUGUCACGAUGGAAGAAAAUCGUCUGUAAAAGUAUGUGCAGUAGGUACGCUUUACAACCAUAUAAUUGGUGCAUGCGACUUGAAGGAACAUGUUCGCUGUGGGUAAGAUGAAUGUGAAAGAAAGAUCUUUCUGUUUGCUACAGAUUUAAUUUAUAAGAAAAAAACACCCCGUCCCGUAAAAUUGCAGGAGCAUAAUAUAAUGCUUUUACAUUUAUUAACUCUGUAUAUAAUUCUUAUA